Messenger RNA from Teleopsis dalmanni, 1632 nucleotides. Its product is annotated as peritrophin-48-like. The transcript is spliced from 3 exons. Gene Ontology annotation, cellular component: extracellular region. Bases 80 to 1567 code for a protein of 495 amino acids. Lineage: Eukaryota; Metazoa; Arthropoda; Insecta; Diptera; Diopsidae. Gene Ontology annotation, molecular function: chitin binding. The record is from RefSeq and is a predicted model, not a curated record.
GUUGGAAUUAUUUUAUCGAAAUUAGUGGAAACGAACGAAUUAUAACAAAAUUAUAACGGUAUUCGAGUGAUUGUGAAGAAUGUUUGGAAAACAACUACUAACUUGCGCCAUAGUCUUGGCGAUUGUAUAUUCGAUCAAUGCUGAGUACAAUGUGGAUACCUACUGUACUAUGGUGCAAAAUGGACAGAAACUUGCAAGUGUCGAAUCAUGUUCAAAAUUCUAUACAUGUCAAAAUGGUGUUGGCACUGAGGGAGAGUGCGGUGCCGGUCUUUCGUUUGACAAGAACUCUCAGGGCUGUAAGGCUUCAGCUCUUGUUGAAUGCUAUUACGACAACGAUGAUCCUUGCAACGGUAAGGACAAAACUUAUGUGCCCAUUGUUGGUACAUGUGAUGGUUGGAUAUACUGCACCAACGAUAAGGAAUUGGGACGUGGACAUUGUGGUAGCGGCAUGAUUUUUAAAGAUAAACAAUGUCAAUACGGUUCAUGUAAUGAUAACAUUAAUGAGGGUGUAUCAGCUGGUAUGCAAUCAGUUUGUGAUAUUAUGCAGGACAAUAAAUUCUUUGGUAGUACGCUUGAUUGCCAAAUAUGGCAGAAAUGUGUUACGGGAGGCCUUAAAACCGGAACAUGUGGUGAUGGCUUAAUUUUCAAUGUACAACAACAAAACUGCAAUUAUGAAACCGGCACAGACUGUUCCCGUGUAACUGGUGAAAGCGUACAACCUGAUGAGGAGUUGGAUUGUCUUGCUACACAAAAUGGACAAAAGAAGGGUAGUGUUGUGAAGUGUUCAACAUUUUUCAUUUGUUCGAAUAAAAAAUGGGUUGCCUAUGAAUGUGAUACUAAUAUGUUUUAUGAUGUGAAUCAUGCUACAUGCCUCAACCGUCAAUCUGCAACGCCAGUGUCAACUUGCGAUCGUUGCGAAGGUUCAAAGAAAAAAUUUGUAAAUGCCGUUGACCCAGAUUGUCAGAAAUAUACUAUUUGUAAGGAUAGCGUAAGAACCGGUUCCGGUACCUGUGAUGAUGGCUACUAUUUUAGUGAACCUUCCCAGGCAUGUUUAGCUGAUAGCAAAGGUUUGGAAGCAUAUGCAUCCAAAAAUGGAGCGUGUGCUGUUCCAGCACCCACGUCGGCACCCACUGCUUCACCAAGUACUGGAACAUGCAAAACUGAUAACAAUAAAUGUGUUUGUGUUGAUACAACAGAGACCGAUUGUCAGUGUGGAUUUGAUGAAGAUGAAGAAUGUGACGUAUGUGCUGAAGGUGUUGAAGCUGAUGGGACAUGUGUUGUUUUACCACUUGACACAUGCAUAGUAGAUGGAACUAAAUGUAUUUGUAGUGAUACCGAAGAAACAGACUGUCAGUGCGGAUUUGAUGCGGAUGAUGACUGCGAAGAAUGUGACGAUGGUGUUAAAGAUGGAAAAUGUAUUAUCCCUGAUGUAUGUAUUGAGGAUGCCAAUGAUGAUUGUGUGUGUGAAAGUGGAAAAGCUGAAGGUGAUGGCUGCACAUGUGGUUUUGACGAAGGAGAAUGCAUUUCCUGCCCAAAUGGCGUUACAGCUGGAGACUGCGAUGCAUAAUUAAUAAAAAAAAUAGCAAACAUUAAAUAAUAUCAAUUUUUAUUAUUUGAGAAAGUACUUUUCAA